AAGCGUAGGCGGUGGAUAUUCACCCGCAGUUCUCUAGUCUGCGUCCGAAUACAUGGAGGGGGCGCCCUGUCAGUCGUUCUGUCAUACCAGCAGCGGCUCCGUGAAUCCCCAGGGUCAGGGAGUGGGCACCUGGUGGCCAAAGCUCUCGCUUCACACACUGAGGGCCCGGGGUUCGAUUCCCGGCGGAUGGAAACAUUUCGACGCGUUUCCUUACACCUGUUCACCUCCACCCCUUUAAAAAUCAUGGUUAUGAUUAUAACCGUUAUUAGGGUAUUAGCUGGACCCCAGUGAAAUUAAGUUAAGGACUCCAAUGGAAAUAACUCAAGGACUCCAAUGGAAAUAAAUCAAGGACUUCAACGGAAAUAAAUCAAGGACUCCAAUGGAAAUAAGUCAAGGACUCCAAUGGAAAUAAGUCAAGGACUCCAAUGGAAAUAAGUCAAGGACUCCAAUGGAAAUAAAUCAAGGACUUCAAUGGAAAUAAGUCAAGGACCCCAAUGGAAAUAAGUCACUUUGAUUUUUUGGGGGGGGGGUUAUCGUAAGUAAUCUACACAUAUGCUGCUAUAUAUAAUAAUUAUCAUGCACAAUACAGUUACAUAAAUUAUACAUAAUAUACAUAAGUGUAUCAUAAUACAGUUGUUACUCUGCACCUCGCCCAUCACUGCCCUUAAACCAAAGUUGUAACAACAAUGACGCUUCUGGCUCGCCAAGAUUAUUUGCAAAGUCUCACAGGUUUCAUUCAGUCAUCAAGAGAUGCAAUUAAGAAAUUUACCCAAGAGAUGGGCUGGACGGUGCCCCCUGAAAGACCCAGAUCAAAGAUGGAAAACUCGCCUUUAUCUAGCCAUACCAAGUGUCCUGAGACUUCUCAAAAUGGCAUGGAUACACGAAUAUACAAUGAGUACAGCAAUGAGCCAUUGCUACCGUCAAACCUUGUCUCUUCAACACCUAUCUUUAAUGUUACUAUUGGUAAGAAAUUCCAAGACUUUCUCUUUAUAUUUAACAUUUUCUUUGAUGCUGAAACUUUUAUUCCUGUUGAUAACCAGCCAAAAGAGCUCUCAGAACUAGAGCUGAAAAAGGCAAUGCGAGACUUCAAGCGUCGCCGUCAAGCAUACAGAACAAAAGUCUCCACAAAGAACAAAAGUCAAACUCAGGUUACUCGAGAAAUUAUACACAACAUGAUGGUCGUCCUUGGUGCUGAAGAGCUGGAACCUGAACCUGUGUGUACUCCAGGUGAUUCUGCUGCCUCAUCAAAUUUACACAAACCUGAAAAAAAAAUUAUGUACGGCAUUAGUGGUAAAAAAGUUAAGGGAGAUUAUAAUAGGGCUAAUGAAUCAAAAUUAAAAUGGACAGAUAGGAGAGAAUGUGAUGGCUCUAGAAACAGAGGACAAAAGCAUGAUAGAGAGUAUAUAAUAGACAGCUACAAAAAAAAUCACAUAGAAAGUGAGAUUGAAUAUGAUAAAGAGGGAAAAAGGAGCAUGAAAAAAGAUGAAGAAAGAAGGAAUUAUGAUGUAUCAUAUUACACAGAUAAAUAUAGAAGCAGAACACAUGUAACAAGAGACAAAAGGGACAGUGAAGAGAGAAAAUGGGAGAGAGAAUACAAAAAGGAGAGAUGCAGAUACAGUGAUGAUGAUGAAAAAAUAAAAAAAAUUAGUGAUAGGCAAAAUUCUGAAAGAUUUCAGAAUGAUAUGAGUAGAGAGAAAAUGGCACAGUAUGACAUUAUAUCAGUAAAAUCAUUUCAAAAAGGGCAGAAUGUGACUGAAGAAUUUGAGAACAUAAUAGAAAAAAAUCGUGAAGACCGAGAAAUUUUAAGCAAUGAAUCAGAGAAAAUUUACAGAGACUGUAAAGCAGGUUCUUCAAAGCACCAUAAAAAACAUAAACUUAAGAGGAAGAAAGAAAAAAAGUCCAAGGAAAAGCAAAAGGAGAAGAGAGCUGCUCAUAGUGAAAGUGAAGAGUGUGUGAGUGAUGACAGUAGAAGCAGGGGUAAGAAAAAGAAGAACUGAUAGUCAUGCAGAAAAGCAGUAUAUUAUAGCAUGACAGAGGAAUACAUCUUCAUAAUUAGUCAUAAGUAAUCAACUCUACAGAAAUUUUUAGUGUAUUGUAUUAAUUUUCUUUGGAGAGCAUUUCAGCAUCUAAUAAAAGACUGUACUCUGGCUCCAUGCAUCAUAAUUAACCCUCUUGAAUGCAGGUUUCAGGUAGCCAUAAAUUCUAAAGACUUGUUACAGUGAAAGAAAUGCAUACAGUACAUGCAAUAUGAACAAGACAAAAAAAAUAGGCUAUCCUGAGGUCAUUGGGGCAUUUAAUUUUCAUGUUGAAAUUGAUGGUAGGCACAGAUACUAGAGAGUUUAAAGGGCACGUAAGUUCCCCCGUCUUCUAAUAACAUGUUCACUUUCCCACUAUAAUCGACCUUGUCCAUAAUUACUAUGGCAUUUGCUUUGUCUGUUUUGUAAGGUUAAGUCUAGGAUCUUUCCUUGAUUAGUGGAAAUUAAGGAAAAAUCCUAGACUUCACCUUACGAAAGCAGACAAAGCAAAUGCGAUAGUAACUAUGGACAAGGUAGAUUAUAGGGGGAAAAGUAACAUAUUAGAAAAAGAGGAACUGAUGUGCCCCUUAAGUUGUUACAUUCUUGUUUGUGAUUGUUUAUAUCCACUCUUGGACUUGUUAGGUGUCAACUAUCCCUGCAAGUCCUCUUAUUCUGGAAGACCCUCAACACCUGUUUCUCAAGAACCUGCUGCCCUAGUCUGUCCAGUCUGCUUAGCACCUUUCCUUCUCACAUACACCUCAAACUCAUCUGGAAAAAUCUACUCAAUGGAUUCUACUAUCUCUUGACUUUGCUUACUGCUGGGCACCUUGAAGACUCCUUUUUUUGCACUCCAACGUAGAACCACCAGACCAGUGUUCAAUGAGAUUAAACUUUAUCACUUUUCUGGUUUCAUUUACAUCAGGAGAGUAAUUAGCUAUUCCUGUAGGGAUACCUUCAAGUGGUUGACAGUUUUUUUCCCUCCAAGUUUUUUAUUUGUAACUUGAAAAUGUCAUAUCUAGUUGGCUUCAAAUUUUCAAUUCUGGUGAACUACAACUAGGGAGAGGUUAAUGUCACCACUGGGAUAGGUGGGAGCCUUUUUUGUCAGUUUUACAGUCAUUCUUGAAUUUUGUUUAAUGGUUAGUUCUGAUGUAUCCUACCUAAAAGAAGGUUGGGACUGUUAUUGGGUGUGUAAGUACCAGUUUUAUUUUUAAAAUGGUGUAGUAUGUUUUUUGUGAAGUAACUUGAAUGUGCUUCAUCUCAGUGGUUUGAAUUGUUAAUGAGUCUUGCAUCAUGCAAAAAGGACAAUAUCCUGUAAGGUUUAGGGUGUUGUGGCCAGUGAUGGUAAAUGCAAAUCAGUACUUACUAAGCAGGUGGUCUUACAGAAAGAAAAAGUCCUCUUGUUUCUCUCCUUCAACUGCAUCCUACAAAUACUUCUUGCCUGUAUCCAAAAUAAUUAUGAACAUAGGUAUGAGGGGAAAAUAUUAAAAACUAUCAUAGGACUUUUGUAUUUAAAAACAAUGUAUCAACAAACAAUGACCAAUUCUAAUGGCAACAAACUUAAGUUUUUUGUUGUUGAUAAUCUGCAACCUAAUGCUGAUUACCACAACCUAAGAAAGCCCUGCUAAACAGGGCUCUUGUUCAGUUUGGGGACUUGGAACGCGUAGAUCGGCAGACAGAUGUGAUGUUAAGCAUUCUGUGGACAGCCAUUGGAGGUGUUGUGAAGCAAUGAGAUUGUUGCUACAAUUGGCUAGCGUUUACCUACAUAGAUUAUAGUGUACCGUUUCUUAACUAUUCAAACCUUGUUUUUUUGCUCUUUAUUCACAUAAGUGAAUUUGAGAAUUGUCAACUUGAAGCUUCACAUUUUUUUUUUUUUUUUAUCACACUGGCCGAUUCCCACCAAGGCAGGGUGGCCCGAAAAAGAAAAACUUUCACCAUCAUUCACUCCAUCACUGUCUUGCCAGAAGGGUGCUUUACACUACAGUUUUUAAACUGCAACAUUAACACCCCUCCUUCAGAGUGCAGGCACUGUACUUCCCAUCUCCAGGACUCAAGUCCGGCCUGCCGGUUUCCCUGAACCCCUUCAUAAAUGUUACUUUGCUCACACUCCAACAGCACGUCAAGUAUUAAAAACCAUUUGUCUCCAUUCACUCCUAUCAAACACGCUCACGCAUGCCUGCUGGAAGUCCAAGCCCCUCGCACACAAAACCUCCUUUACCCCCUCCCUCCAACCUUUCCUAGGCCGACCCCUACCCCGCCUUCCUUCCACUACAGACUGAUACACUCUUGAAGUCAUUCUGUUUCGCUCCAUUCUCUCUACAUGUCCGAACCACCUCAACAACCCUUCCUCAGCCCUCUGGACAACAGUUUUGGUAAUCUCGCACCUCCUCCUAACUUCCAAACUACGAAUUCUCUGCAUUAUAUUCACACCACACAUUGCCCUCAGACAUGACAUCUCCACUGCCUCCAGCCUUCUUCUCGCUGCAACAUUCAUCACCCAUGCUUCACACCCAUAUAAGAGCGUUGGUAAAACUAUACUCUCAUACAUUCCCCUCUUUGCCUCCAAGGACAAAGUUCUUUGUCUCCACAGACUCCUAAGUGCACCACUCACUCUUUUCCCCUCAUCAAUUCUAUGAUUCACCUCAUCUUUCAUAGACCCAUCCGCUGACACAUCCACUCCCAAAUAUCUGAAUACAUUCACCUCCUCCAUACUCUCUCCCUCCAAUCUGAUAUUCAAUCUUUCAUCACCUAAUCUUUUUGUUAUCCUCAUAACCUUACUCUUUCCUGUAUUCACCUUUAAUUUUCUUCUUUUGCACACCCUACCAAAUUCAUCCACCAAUCUCUGCAACUUCUCUUCAGAAUCUCCCAAGAGCACAGUGUCAUCAGCAGAGAGCAACUGUGACAACUCCCACUUUAUGUGUGAUUCUUUAUCUUUUAACUCCACGCCUCUUGCCAAGACCCUCGCAUUUACUUCUCUUACAACCCCAUCUAUAAAUAUAUUAAACAACCACGGUGACAUCACACAUCCUUGUCUAAGGCCUACUUUUACUGAGAAAUAAUUUCCCUCUUUCCUACAUACUCUAACUUGAGCCUCACUAUCCUCCUAAAAACUCUUCACUGCUUUCAGUAACCUACCUCUUACACCAUACACUUGCAACAUCUGCCACAUUGUCCCCCUAUCCACCCUGUCAUAUGCCUUUUCCAAAUCCAUAAAUGCCACAAAGACCUCUUUAGCCUUAUCUAAAUACUGUUCACUUAUAUGUUUCACUGUAAACACCUGGUCCACACACCCCCUACCUUUCCUAAAGCCUCCUUGUUCAUCUGCUAUCCUAUUCUCCGUCUUACUCUUAAUUCUUUCAAUAAUAACUCUACCAUACACUUUACCAGGUAUACUCAGCAGACUUAUUAUUCAGCUAUAUAAGUUUCAAUUUGCAUAUUUUCAUUAAAUUGUGAUAUUGAUUUCAGUGCAAUAACUGGAUGUCUCUUCUAUUCAACUUCAGACUGUUAAUGCUGGAUUAUCUUAUAUAUACAAGGUUGGGUUUGAUCUUGGAUCGCGUAGGUGCCAUUUUGCUAAUUUACCAGUUGUUGGUCCAGGUUAGAGAACAAGAAGCUGCUGUCACUUUUGAGAACUGGUUCUCUCACUUCAUAUUGGCCACUCAUGAAUCUUGCAUAGCUAUCCCUUGGGGAGGCACCCAUAGCCUCUCUGUGUGAAAUUUGUUUGGUUUUGGUAAGGGUUAAAUACCUUUUGAUUGAUUUUACAUUUAUGAAAGAGUAUGUAGAAUUUAUUUCUAGUUUUUUAAGUUCCCUCAUUUUGCCUGCUCUUUCAGAAAGUUGUAUCUUUAAUACACGCAUUAUGGCUUUUUGACUGAACCCGACUUGUUACACCAACUUUGACUUUCCUUGUUUUGCUCAUAAGUUCAUUCUUUGUACAUUACACUAUUUCCAAUUUCUUGGAUGAAGAGCCCUUCAUUAAUAUAAGGAAAACUCCCCUUCUUGCCCCCCCCCCUUGAAAAGAUCACAAGAUCUUCCUUGGGUGAAAUAUUCUUAACCCUUUCACUGUCUAGACUCCCAAAAUUAGUAUUGUUAUCAGUGUUCAAAGUUAAAAAAAAAGGAUUCUUCCAGAAUGAUAGAGAAUAAUUUUCUGAAGGUAAUGGCACCAAAGGUAUGAAAUAUGAAGGCGCAAUUUACACAUUGGUGAUUUUGCCCACUUUCAGUCUUAUUUUAACCAAUUCCAAUGCUCCAUUUCACCCAAAUUCUUAUCUGUUUUGCUAGUAAGUCUUCCAUUCUAUUGAUUGAGCACCUCUUCAAGGGGGGGGCUCCUUGGUGUGGUGAAGAGGCUAUUGGUCUGAGGAAUUAGACCUGUCGGUCUCCUUCCUCAGACUGAACCUAGUUACCCCCUAAUCCCCCCUUUUCUCUCCCAUCCUCCCCUUUUUUCUUUCCUCCUCCUCCCCACCCCUCCCUUUUGCCCUUCCUUUUUGGCCUUUGGGAUUUUUUCCCACAGGCGCGCUAGUUCCUAGGUAGGGAAAAGGGUACCGGGGUCCAUCCCAUUCCAUUGAGGUUCUUGGCGGUGGCGUAGUUUGCCAUGGAAUCUGGAUUGCCUGGGGAUGUCCCGAUCCCUCUCUGGUAUCCCGGAGGGUGGCUUUGGGUGUCUUUCGGGCGACGGGUGUAUCUCUGGAAGCCACAUUUCGGAUUCCGGGGGUGGUGGCCGAAGGAGGUAUGCUUUGUGGCGGAUAUCCGGCCGCCCUCUCUUUUGUCCACCGAGGUAGCUCGGCAGAUGUGAGGUUGCUAUCCCGGAUUGCUGGUUUACUGGCAUGAUGGGUAGGGUAUGGCACGGGUUCCACGCUGCAUCUGCGCUACUUGCGGUGCUGAGGUCCUCUUGGGUGCAGAGGGAGAUUUCUGGCCCUUUCAUUCCUCCUAGGAACUAUCCCUCCCCGGUCCCCCCUUUUUUUAUUUUUUUUUUUUUAUUUUUAUUUUCUUCUUUCUUUUUUUUUCUUAAAAACAAAAAGAAAGAAGUAACCUAACCAUGGAGUACCCGAUCCAUGACCCCGCUACCCCCGGGCUCCUUAUUGUUACUGCACCCUGUUCUGACCUUGCCUCGUCUUUUGGCCACUCUUCGGACAUUCCUAAGGCCCCUGUACCUCUUGCUGGUGCUGUUUCCUCACCCGCUUCGGGUACCGGGGCUUCCACUGACUCCUUCGAUUUGUCUGACCUCCUCUCUCCUUUGACUAUGCUUCCGGCUUCUCCCUCUACCGUGCGGUGAUUUUCGAAUCGCCGACCCAUCCCAUGUCGGACCGAUUCUAGUCCCACUUCUAAACGUCAACGACAAUCUCCUAAUGAUGUUACUUCGUUACCUUCCCUUUCUACUCGGAAAAGACUGACACGUCAUGCACUCCCUCUCCACACUCAGUUUCAGACCACACAAUGGACUAAAUUCUUUACAUUAAGACCGACUUCUUCUACUUCUUCUUCUUUCACAUGUCAAUACUAUUCCUAUCACUCGAAAAACAUCAUUCCCUCAAUUCUUGUAGUGGUACUGUUAUUCUGCCCCAUACCAUAGUUCAACAGAAUUUCCAGACAUGUGGCACUGACAUUCUCGAACAGCUGGAACUCCAAGGUCUCCCAAUUCUCAAGGUAGACACUUAUGUUCUUCCUGCCCAUGGGCGAAGAUGUUACCCUUGCAAUGUGGCUCGUUUAACUUUUGACAGCCGUGAACUCCCAUCCUCUGUUUAUGUAGCAGGACAUCGGUUACAAGUUCGGAAGGUGAUCCCUACACUGCAACAGUGUAGGAAUUGCUGGCGAUUUGGCCACCCAGCAAAAUAUUGCAGAUCUAUAGCCGAAUGCCCAGUCUGUGGUGCUGAUGACCAUUCUAAUACAUCUUGCAGUCAAACUCCCUCUUGCCUUAAUUGUCAUGAGGCUCACCCUUCGUACUCUCGCCGUUGCCAAGUCUACUUAAAUGAGCGGGAAAUUCGUUGCCUCAAAGAGGCAGAUGGUCUCCCUUAUGCUAUGGCGGUUUCUCAUCUCCGCCUCCAAGGGAGACUGCCCCGUGUUUCUUAUUCUCGUGUUUCAAAGCGUCCCCCCACUUCUGGGGGUCACAUCUUCUGCAGCCUCCUCUGCGGUUGCCAGUCCCAUAGUCACUCCUGUAUCUAAUUCUUUUGCUGUCCUGGGCUCAGACGUCCCUACUUCAACUCCUCAGUCUGUCCUCACUUCUUCGUGUCCUCCCUCACAAACCCAGGUAUUGACAAGACCUCGUACGACACCUCCCAAUCGUCCCUCUACUUCUCAGAGGCCCAAAAAAUCUCCUUUAACCCCUCCUUCCCUUCAUCCACCUCCACAUUUUACCUCCCUGGUCUCUUUACCUGAGUCUUCCCCUUUCACUGGCUCUGUUACAAGUGUGGAGGUUCAUCCUCCUCCUCUUACUGUGCCUUCCUCCCCUGUCCCCUCCCAAGUUUCUUCCUCUUCUGCCACCUCCCAGGUUUCUGCCUCUUCUGUCCCCUCCCACACUUCUCCAGUUCCCUCCACCCUUUCGCCCCCCCUACCUUGGUACAAUCCAUUACAGCUCUGAUCUUUACUCGAACUCCUCCUUCCAUCUCCAAUAUUGUCUCCCAUACGACGUCCCUGAACUCCGAAACACUUGAAGCAAUCUCUGAAUAUAUUGCAGAGACCAAACCAUCAAUGGACACUAAUCCACCCUCUGUUCCUUGUCUUUCCUCUUCUCCAUCUGCGCAACUCCUUUCUUCACAAUGCACCAUUCCUUCGCUACUUGAACGUUUUCCUUUGCCACCACAUGUGGACUUUUCUAACCCCUCUAGUCCGUAGGUACCCUUACCUGCGGAUUUCAGGUAUCUUUAUCGUUGCCAAUCAUGGCCUAUUUACAGUGGAAUAUUCGCGGCCUCAGGGGUAAUUGGGGUGAGCUUCAGAUGUUGCUCUCCCAGUUUUCCCCUGUUGGUGUUUGCUUACAGGAACCAAAAUUACACUCUGCCAUUAUCUAUCCUAUCUCAGGCUAUAAUUUAUUGUAUUCUUCAGAUCCUUUUCCUGAUGGGACCUUUAAUGCAAGUGCCCUUCUUCUACGCACUGAUAUUCCGUACCAUCAGCUAUUUGUUUGUACUUCGCUGCAUUACACAGCAGCCCAUAUCCACUUGCAUAGGUGGUAUACACACUGUUCUUUGUAUCUCUCUCCUUCUCGGGCAUUAUCUAUCGCAGAUAUUGCCUUUCUUGUUUCGUCAUUACUGCCACCACUUCUGUUACUUGGCGAUUUUAAUGCCCAUCAUUUCCUCUGGGGGGGUCUCACUGUGAUUCCCGUGGCAUUCAGUUAGAGGCUUUUCUUACUACCCACCCCACCCAUUUUGAUCCUCGGACUCAUCUCUCUCUUGCAUCGAUCUCUCAGUCUGCUCUUCCUCCGCCACAUUAGACUUCACCUGGUCUGUUCUCCCGGAUUUACGUGACAGCGAUCAUUUCCCAAUCAUUCUUACUUCCCCUUCAUAUUCACCACCUCUUCGUAACCCACGCUGGCAAUUUGAUCAGGCAAAUUGGAACCUUUACUCACAACUAACUGUUUUUAGUGAGGUUCCUUCUUCGUCCUCCAUUGAUGAGCUUUUACACCUCUUCUCGUCCUCCGUUUUAACCGCAGCUUCUCAUUCUAUACCCCAAACUUCGGGCAGGCAUUCUCAGAAAUGCGUGCCUUGGUGGUCUCCUGCUUGUGCUCGUGCAGUAUGUUUGAAACAUGCUGCAUGGGGCAGGUACCGGUACAAUAGAACCACGGAGAGUUCUUGAUUUUAAGCAGAAGCGUGCAAUCGCUCGCCGUGUCAUCCGUGACGCUAAACGCACUUGCUGGCGAGAUUAUGUCUCCACCAUCACCUCUGCUUCCUCUAUGAGUGCAGUCUGGAAAAAAGUACGAAAACUGAGUGGUAAAUAUUCUCCUGACCCGGCUCCUGUUCUGUGGGUUGCCGGUGUUGAUAUAGCAAACCCACUAGAUGUUGCCAAUGAAAUUGGCAAUCAUCUGGUCCAUAUUUCUCAGGGGCUCCAUCUAUGCCCCUCGUUUCUUUCCUCAAAGUCUGCCAGAGAGUUAGCACCCUUGGACUCUUCUUCUCUCAGAGAAGAGCAGUAUAAUGUGCCUCUUACACUCCAGGAACUGGAGGCAAGACUCUCAGCUUGCCAAUCAUCGGCAGCUGGGCCUGACGACAUUCAUAUUUGUAUGCUACAACAUUUACAUCAGUCAGCCCUUGCAGUCCUAUUACGCCUUUUCAAUCUUAUUUGGUCACAGGGAGUUCUUUCACAGCUGUGGAAAUCUGCCAUUGUUCUCCGUUUCCUCAAACCGGGUACUAUGGGACAUGAAGCCUCCCACUAUCGUCCCAUUGCUCUUACCAGUGCAGUUUGCAAAGUGAUGGAACGCCUGGUAAAUAGACGUUUAGUGUGGUAUUUAGAGACACACAACAGUCUCUCCACUCGUCAAUAUGGCUUUCGUAAGGGCCGUUCUACCAUAGACCCCUUACUAUGCUUGGAUACGUAUGUUCGUAAUGCCUUUGUGAAUAACCACUCGUUAUUGCCAUAUUUUUCAACCUUGAGAAGGCAUAUGACACAACUUGGAGGUAUAAUAUUUUGGCCCAAGCCCACUCCUUAGGCCUUCGAGGCAAUCUACCAUCCUUCCUUAAGAACUUUUUAACCGACAGACAUUUCCAUGUUCGGGUUAAUAAUGUGCUCUCCCCGGACUUUAUCCAAGCUGAAGGUGUCCCCCAGGGAUGUGUUCUGAGCACAACACUUUUUCUCCUUGCUAUAAAUUAUUUGGCCUCUAGUCUUCCAUCCAAUAUUUGGUCAUCACUCUAUGUUGAUGACUUCGCUAUUGCAUGUGCAGGCGCUGACUGUCACCUCAUUACAGUUUCUCUCCAACAUGCGGUCGACCGUGUUUCCAAUUGGGCCACCACACAUGGGUUUAAAUUUUCUCAGUACCAAAACUCACCAAAUUACUUUCACUAGACGCUCUGUCAUCUCCGAUCAUCCCUUGUACCUUUAUGGCUCCCGUAUCCCUGAACGUGAUAGAGUCAGGUUUCUAGGCCUCCUCUUUGACCGUAGGUUAUCCUGGAAACCUCACAUUACCUCUCUGAAGGCAACUUGUCACAGCCGGCUGAACCUUCUUAAAACCCUUUCUCAUCUUUCAUGGGGAGCUGAUUGUCGAACUCUCCUUCGCCUACAUUCCGCCCUCAUUUUAUCGAAACUUGAUUAUGGUGACCAGAUCUAUUCAGCGGCCUCUGCUGCUACUCUCUCUAGCCUUAACCCCAUUCAUCACCAAGGAUUACGUUUAUGCCUUGGUACUUUUCGCUCUUCCCCUGUUGAGAGCCUCUAUGCAGAAGCGAACGUUCCAUCCUUAUCCGAUCGCCGUGAUGCCCAUUGCCUUCGCUACUAUGUACGCUCUCAUGAUCUCCGCAAUCCUUCCAUUUAUAGAAUGGUCACCAAUAUUAGUAGACAUUCUUUAUUUGUUCGCCGCCCCUGCUUGCUCCAUCCCUUCUCCCUUCGCCUACAUUCGCUCUUGUCUUCUCUUCAAUUACCACCUCUCUAUGUUCAUGUAGCAUCUCACUUUUCCCUACCCCCGUUCUUUCUCGCUCCCUUGGUCGAAAGCCCAACUGUCUACGGUAGCUUCCCGCUCUCUUUUUCUUGACCACUUCCACUCUCAUUCUUAUGCCAUUGCAGUGUACACAGAUGGCUCCAAGUCUUCUGACAGUGUAGGAUUCGCAGCAUUGUUUCCGGACAGCGUCGUACGAGGGCAUUUACUAUCUUCGGCUAGUAUCUUUACUGCUGAAUUGUAUGCCAUUCUUGCAGCACUUAUCCGUAUUGCAUCUAUGCCUAUGUCAUCAUUUGUGGUUGUCUCAGACUCCCUUAGUGCUUUACAGGCUAUACAGAAAUUUGAUACACCUCACCCCUUAGUCCUCCGUAUCCAACUUUGGCUACGCCGCAUCUCUUCCAAGCAUAAAGAUAUUGUUUUUUGUUGGGUCCCUGGUCAUGUUGACGUACAGGGCAAUGAACAGGCAGACACUGCUGUGCGGUCAGCAGUACAUGACCUACCAGUUUCAUAUAGAGGUGUUCCAUUUACGGACUAUUUUGCUGCAAUAGCUACCCACCUUCACACCUGUUGGCAACAACGUUGGUCUACUCUGCUCGGUAACAAACUUCAAUCUAUUAAACCGAAUAUAGAUUACUGGCCGUCUUCUUGUCACCAGUGUCGAGGUUGGGACACUACUCUCUCCCGUCUUCGCAUUGGCCAUACUCGUCUUACUCAUGGUUAUCUCAUGGAGAGGCGCCCUGCUCCUCUCUGUGAGAAUUGUCAGGUUCCAUUAUCGGUUAGCCACAUUCUGUUAGACUGCCCACUUUAUCAACGAGCACGCCUAAUAUACCUCCAACGUCGUCUUCGCUCCGCUGCUCUCUCUUUACCUUCCCUUCUCACUGAUGGACCCACCUUUCAUCCGGACUCUCUCAUUGACUUUUUGACAACAACUGACUUACUUCACAAACUCUGAUGAUACCUUCAGCCCUUUCUACCUCAAUCUCUUGCUGCCCUCUACCCCCGCACUAUCCCCUGCCCCACUGUUUUCUGUAACCUACUGAUCAUCCCUCCCCCCUUCUACCGCCCAAUACCCUCGCUUCCUUCCCUACCCUGCAGUGCUGUAUAGCCCUUGUGGCUUAGCGCUUCUUUUUGAUUAUAAUAAUAAUAAUAUUGAUUGAGCACAAAAAACCACCCAUUCAACUAUUAAAAUUAUCCUAUAAAGUGCACAGAGUUCAGUAAUAAGGCCAGUUUUGAAACAAGAGUCCAAAAUAACUUGCUGUAGACAUUUCAGGCACUACAACAACAUUUCCUCUUCAUUAAGCACACACCCACCCCACUUAUUUGGUCUACACCUUGACUGCAACUUAAAAUUUAAUACCCACAUCUAACACAUUACCAAGGUCUCCAAAACAGUAGGCAUCCUCUCCAAGAUACAUUACUGUGUUCCUCAAACAGCACUGUUUACAUUGUACUUUUCUGAAAUCUAUCCAUACCUUACCUGAGGUAUUUCUGUCUGGGGAUCUACUACGUCAGACCACCUAAAACCAUUAACAAUUCAACAAAAAGCUGCUGUGCAAAGGAUUAUCCAUUCCAGUGUCAGACAACACCCCCACUUUUCAAAAACGUGAACUGACUUAAUAUACACAAUAUGCACUCAUACUACUGUGCCUACUAUGUAUGUAGGAUGCUUAAUUCCAAUAUAAACCCUUCUUUGAUACUUUCCCUUGAUAGCUGCAACAGAACAUACAAGCAUAACACAAGACACAAAAAUCUCUUAUUGACAUCCACUGCAUUCAUCUCAACCUGUGUAAAAACUCAGUGCAUGUAAAAGGCCCUAAAAUCUGGAACUCCCUACCUGAAGCAUUAAAAGGUCCCCUCUAUCUGCCAUUUGAUUCAGAGGUAUUGUUAAAAAGUACCUCAUCUCCUUAAUGUAAUUGAGACAGUAAUACACUGCCAAACAAAACUAGCUUUCUUGACUCAUGAAAUCGUAAUGACACGAUUGCAAACAAACCAUACUACGGGUGGGGUUUGAACCCGCGGUCAGAGAGUCUCAAAACUCCAGACCGUCGCAUUAGCCACUGGGCCAGCUAGCUUCAGUAAGAUUCAUCCAACUAGGUAUAUUUCUACACCAUAGGAAGGUUAGCAUAGGCACCACUGUGUCCACAAAUGCAAGUUUUUACAGACGAAUCUCCCGCUAGCAUGGCUGUGAUGAACUCUAGCUCAAGUCACCUCAAAGUCGUCAACAUGACUCAUGAAAUCGUAAUGACAUGAUUGCAAAUAUACCUAGUUGGAUGAAUCUUAUUGAAGCUAGCUUGCCCAGUGGCUAACAAGAUGGUCUAAACUCUAGAGUUUUGAGAGUCUCUAACCGCGGGUUCAAACCCUACCUGUGGUAUGGUUUAAAACUAGCUUUCAUCUAUUUCUGUCCCUAUUCUUCCAGCCUUCCUUCAUCUCCCAUACAUAAUUGGUAACAUAUCUUGUCCUGUGUUAUUUGUAUUGUAAUCUUAGUAACUUGCUGUAUAAUCACCAUCUCUGUGUAAUCCCUUCACAAAACCAAAGAUCAUUGUAUUAGUUUAAAUAAUAUGUAAUUCUUUUGUAAUUGACCAUUUGUCAUUAGCUACCUUUCUUAUUGUACUUGUGAUUCUAGUUAACUGCAUAAGAAUCCCUUCUUAUUAUUCUUAUGUCUAGUUCUUGAACCUUAUGAUUAAUUGCCCAAAAUGCGUUGCAUAAUUAGUGGCUUUCUUUUGUGCCUACCAUGGUAUUAAUUCAUGUAAACUACAUUAUUUGUAUGGCAUAAAGAAAUAAACUAUUAUUAUUAU
This is a messenger RNA of Cherax quadricarinatus, 14360 nucleotides long. Lineage: Eukaryota; Metazoa; Arthropoda; Malacostraca; Decapoda; Parastacidae. The record is from RefSeq and is a predicted model, not a curated record.